This is a messenger RNA of Heterobilharzia americana, 750 nucleotides long. NCBI's taxonomy places the organism in Eukaryota, Metazoa, Platyhelminthes, Trematoda, Strigeidida, Schistosomatidae. The record is from the annotation of a GenBank genome assembly.
AUGUCAAAUGAACUCUCGUCAGUGGAUUGCUCGGAUUCUCAGUUCUUAGUGUCUUCGGAGAAUAAUUCAGGAUUUAAUAUUUGUGACUCGAAAGAUGCUGGCUCACCAAGAAGAUGUACCGCCCGAUUUCAGAGGCCAACAGCCUUAUUGAGCGAUAGGCACCGAUCGGAAUCUCCAGCUACUCGUUCAAAGAGUCGACAAAACGAUGUGGGUGCUAAUCACAAUCAAAAUCACGAUAGGUAUGACUUCGAGUCAUUGCAAAGAGAAAUUGCUAAAAGGAAUGGAGUUCUCACAUUCGGAAACAAAGUUUUGCAUGCAAAAACGGAUGAUUUCGUAAACGAAGGCUGUUUAGGUUCUGGAACGUGUAGUUCUGUAUAUAAAAUGAGGCAUCGUUCCAAAACUAACAUAGUAAUGGCCGUCAAGCAAAUGCGCGUGUCAUCUACAUAUGAAGAAGAGAACAAGCGUAUAAUGAUGGAUUUAAACAUUGUUACCAAAAGUUUCGAUUGUGCUCACAUUGUUGAGUGCUAUGGUAUUUUUUUCUCUGGGGGAGACGUUUGGAUAUGCAUGGAAGUUAUGUCAACUUGUUUAGACAAGCUCUACCAUGAUCUUCAUCGCCCGUUUCCUGAAAGAGUGUUGGGGAAGGUGACUGUUGCUAUUACCACUGCUCUGGAUUAUUUGAAAAGGAAACAUAAUGUAAUGCACAGAGGUAAUGAUGAAAUUCCACUAGGUUGUAGACGUCAAACCGUCUAA